Molecule: messenger RNA, 6977 nt
Organism: Seriola aureovittata
Lineage: Eukaryota; Metazoa; Chordata; Actinopteri; Carangiformes; Carangidae
Gene: ubash3bb
Product: ubiquitin associated and SH3 domain containing Bb
Exons: 14
Coding region: 241-2199 (652 amino acids)
Molecular function (GO): protein binding
Source: RefSeq, a predicted model, not a curated record
CUGUUCUGUACUGUUCCUCUGUAUAAACCCAGAGAGCGGAUCUAAUUUGCUGUUUCUUCCAGUGGGCGGAGUAGCAGGGAUCUGCCUGGCCGCGCGGCGCUGCUCUCCGCUCCGCUCAGUGUCGUUGCCGUUACCCGUCCACUCAUGCGGACCCCGCUGAAGCUGAUGGACUAGCCGGAGGUCUGGUGGCUGGCGGACUGUAUUGGGCUUAUAGCGGACUGUGGGUGACCCGGCGGGACCAUGGCUGCCAAAGAGGACCUGUACAGUAAAAUCCUCCCGCGGAGGCUCCGGCAGAACCGGUCGGGCUCAGUGAAAUGUGGCUCCAACCUUGAUGUGCUGUUAUCCAUGGGCUUCCCCAGACCAAGGGCACUGAAAGCUCUGGUGUCAACAGGAGGUCGGAGUGUGCAAGCAGCAUGUGACUGGCUGUUUUCCCACGUGGACGACCCGUUCCUGGACGACCCUCUGCCCAGGGAGUUCGUCCUCUACCUGCGACCCAGUGGACCGCUACAGAACCAGCUCUCCCACUUCUGGCAGCAGAGCCGGGUCACUUGUGGCAAAAACAAAGCCCACAACAUUUUCCCUCAUAUCACUCUCUGCCAGUUCUUCAUGUGUGCAGACCACAAAGUAGAAGCUCUCUGCGAGGCCCUCCAGGCCACCGUACAGCAGUGGCGGGGUCGCUUUCCCAGCCCGCUGCCCCUGGAGCUCUACACAUCCUCCAACUUCAUCGGCCUCUUUGUGGAGGAGCAGGUGGCCGACGUCCUCAAGCAGUUUGCAGCCGACUUUGCCACAGAGGCUGCGAGGAAGGCAGAAACCGAUGAUCUUCUUCAUCAUGCAGAGGUCCAUGUGGAGCCUCACAAGAAGCAGCUCCACGUCACUCUGGCCUACAACUUCCCCACCGAUCACCUCCCAUCGCUGGAGAAACUGGCCAAGGGCAUCGAAGUCAAGCUGGGCUGUGAUUGGCUGGCUGUCUUGUUCUCCCGGGACAUCCGUUUUGCUAACCAUGAGACCCUGCGGGUGAUGUAUCCCUACAUGCCUCAGAAUGAGGACGAGCUGGAGCUGGUUCCCGGGGAUUUUGUCUUCAUGUCUCCGGUGGAGCAGAGUAGCACCAGUGAGGGCUGGGUGUACGGGACCUCGCUCGCAUCCGGGCUGUCCGGCCUGCUGCCUGAGAACUACGUCAGCCUGGCCGAUGAGUCUGACACCUGGGUCUUCCAUGGCUCCCAUUCAUUCUUCAGCUGUGGUCCCAGUGACAAGACCAGUAAGGAGAGAGGGAUGUUUGACGGACUGCUGGACAGCCGACGCCCCGACAACACGAGUCCUGGAGACACGCCCACCCUCAGUCUUAUAUGUCAUCCGAUGCAGCAGGUCCUGCGGAUCAGUGGGAGUCACUCUCGGCAGUCCAAGCGAUCGCUUUUCGUCUGCCGGCACGGAGAGAGGAUGGAUGUGGUGUUUGGCAAACACUGGCUCUCCCUCUGCUCAGACAGUAAAGGUAGAUAUGUCCGUUCCAAUCUGAACAUGCCUCCCAGUCUGCCACUGUGGGGAGGACAGAGAGACUACGACAUGGACACUCCUCUCACUGUGUUCGGCGCCACACAGGCUCGACUAGUGGGUGAGGCCCUGUUGGAGAGUAACACUGUGAUGGACUUUGUGUACUGUUCUCCCUCCCUGCGGUGUGUUCAGACUGCGCAGAACAUCCUGAAAGGUCUGCAGCAGGACAGUAAACUGAAGGUGAGGGUGGAGCCGGGGCUGUUUGAAUGGACCAAGUGGGUUUCUGGGAACUCCCUCCCUGCAUGGAUACCCCCAGCUGACCUGGCUGCAGCCCACUUCAGUGUGGACACAAUGUACAGACCUCUGAUCCCCGUCAGCAAGCUCACUGUGUCCGAAUCCUAUGAGAACUACAUGAGCCGGAGCUACCAAGUGACCAAAGACAUCCUGGCAGACUGCAAAAACACUGGAAACAACGUGCUGAUUGUAGCCCACGCUUCUUCCUUAGAGGCCUGCACACGCCAGCUGCAAGGCCGCAGCCCACAGAGCGCCAAGGACUUCAUCCAAGUAGUCCGAAAGAUCCCCUACCUGGGCUUCUGCUCCUGUGAGGAGCAGGGAGACACGGGGGUGUGGCAGUUAGUGGACCCUCCCAUCCUCCCCCUCACACAUGGACCAAACCACACCUUUGACUGGAGGGAGGCACUUCUGCAAGAAUGAUGUCUGCCUGAUCUGAACCCCCCCGCCUCAUCCCCACGCCCCCUGAACCCGGUCAUACUGUACUCCCACAGACUGCAUUAACAAGUGUCAGACCAGUGGCCUCCAAAACACUGGGACCUCUCUCUUUACACAGCAGUGACGGUUGAAGGAGCUUCCUGCCUGAAGAUGAGGAGCCGAGUCUCAUCAAUUUAUCAAACACCCAAAAUUCAUUGUGUGAUUGAAGGACGGAGAGGCUGGUUUGGUGGUUUGCAGGGUGGCUGGGUGUUGGAUGCACUCACUGACAUUCAGCUCCAUCAUGCUUACAUCCCAUCAGCCCAGUCUCAGGAAAUUUUGUCAAAUUAGCUCCGCCUCUGUGCAUGAUUAGCAAGAAACUUAUUUUUCCCAACAUGAAUAUUUUGAUGAAGUCAGCCGGACUAAACCAGAAUUGUGACUCUGAAGUAAGGCCAUUGAAAGCUAAGAUGUGGAUGUUAGAGAUAUUAGCUUUUAGCUCAGAAGACUCAGGUUCUGUUUCUAUUUAGCAAAGUUCAUCUAUUCUAUGAAUUUUCUGAAAGUUUUUUCAUGUUCCACUGAGCCGAACAGUUUUAGUUCCCUGACUGUAAACAAAGCUAAAGCUAGAUAGCAAAAUUAAUCUACUUGCGCCACAUGCUUGUUUUCCUCUGGCCCAGAAUACGCUCAGUUCCAUGGCCCGAAUCUGGCUCAUAUACAGCAUGAUUGUCAGAUGAUACUUCCACAUCUGGACCAACUCUGGCGCACACACAGAAAAUCUUCCGGCUGUCAGUCAAUACAGACAGAUAACAGCCAGAAUCUGUCCAGAUGUGGAAGAAUGUGGGCCAGACUCGGGCCAAGAUCCCAGGUGUGUGUUGGGCCAGAAGAUGCAUUUUGCUAUCAGCCAUUGCUAAACUAAACUGUUAGCUAAUGUUAAACAUUAGCUGUGUCUGAAAUCACUCUGUUGUUUCCUCAUUCACUUUAAUGAUUAGUAAACUAUGUCAGGUGCAGCGUAGAACAGCUGUAGUCUUGGUAUCUAUCAAAUCCGAUGCAUGUUCAUGCUCGUUUCUUUUUCACUCUGUUGUUUGAAUUUUUGAGGACAGUGUGUAGUUAAUGGAUUUCACAAUUCAGUAAAGUGCACUAGAUAGAAAACUGAUUUUGGACACAGCUUUGAUUGAUGCCUUACCCAUCAUAGUGGUAAUAACAGCCUCAAUGUCAGGAGGUCAUUCGGUUGGUGAUUGCUUUAGUAUGCUAACAUUUUAACAUGUUAAAGUUAGCAUGUUAAAAAUGUGUGCACUGCUAAUGUUAGCAUCACUAUGUAAUCACGCUUGUGUGUUUGUUAGAUUUAACAUGUGCUAUUAGCAUGUUAACAUGAACAAUGUUGCUUGUUAACCAACAUAUCCAACAUGCUAAUUGUUAGCCUUAAGCCUGAUAACAUGCUACAUUAGCACAUCCCUCUUACAAAGGCUAAAUGAUUUUGGGUAACAACAUGGCAGUUUCUGCUCCACUAAUGUCAAAGAUACAAUAACAAAGUUGUUUCACCAUCUUUAAUUAAUUCAAUAAUUGUAUUUUCUGGUUUGUUAUGUGCGUUACAGCCUCAGUGGGUUGUUAGCAUAGCCACAGACUUUUAGCUAGCAGCAGUUGCAGCUUGAUGUGGGACAUCGGCACGUUAUGUUAUGUUUGAGUUUGUGCUUAUUUCACAAAAUUUGAUGAGACUGUUGAGUAUUAUGAAUUUGUAAUGAGUGUUAUAUCACAACAGUACUGUUUCCCUGCACAGUUUGACCAUACAUGUGAGUAAGUACACACGGGCUGUUGAGUCGGCUACCGACCAGAAUGAAAACAGACGGUAUAAUAGUUUGAAAAGAAAUGCCACCUUCUGUCCUGCUUGUCCUGCUUCAGUAGCCGAGAGAAGACGAAUCAGCUCUGGCCUCAAGUCACAAUGUGGCCCCUCACGUUGUCUCUAUUUUGACGGCACAUGUAGCACAUACAGUACAGCUGUGUCUUCUGCCAGUCGUGUAGUGUAUGUACGAAAAUCAAACAUCCGCAACUAUAACAGCACAACCUGCACUAUUGACAAUCUUACAGUAGCUUCUUGAUUCUGGUCCAGCAACAUUUUGAGUCUGUGUUUGUGAUAUGUUGUUCAGGGGUUCAGAGUAGCUGUAAAUAAUCAUAUUUUGGAGAAAAAAAAAAUAGUCUUCCAAUUUUAUUUCUAUUUAUUUAUAAACAUUUCUUUCAGAUGUUACAAGCAAAAAAAAAUAUAUAUAAUAAAAAGAGGAUCAUCGCUUUUAACAGCAUGUAAGAAUUUAUCUCAGGUGUUGACAUAUGUAUAUGCAGCUUUGAAAACUGUCCCAUUGAGUGACUGUGUUGUUGUGAGUGCCUCUUGGAAUUAAAGUGAUGUCUCCUGAUGAACUGAGUGCCCACUCAUGGCUACAGAAGAAGAAGUGACGUCGGCUGAUUCGUGAUGCACAUCACACGUGAAAACCUCAUGUGUGAUGUGCAUCGUAACAGUUGCAUGUUUUGAAUUUAUUAUAAGAGUUCUUUAUUAAUCCCUUUCUAUUCUGGGUCAAAUUUUAGAGAUAUUUUAUCGAUUGGAGAAUUGAAAAACUUAUUUCCUGUCAGGUUCUUUGGUGGAAACUCAUUCAGACUGCUUGGGUGCAGUUUCCUUACUGCGUUCAGAGAGAUUUUCCCGCCUACAUCUUGUCAGCUUACAUCAAAAAGUGCCGCUGUAACAGAGAACGCCCAUCACCAACAACAUCCGACCAUGUAGUUCUUACACAGAAAAGUUUAUUUUGGUCACUUCACCGACAGAGGCAACAAAUCAAAGAUAAAUUCUGACAGUGACAUUGUGGUGAAUUUUGUGUUUACAAAAUUACAUUUACAGAAAAUAUAAUAACAAACAAUUAACAUAAUAAAAAUAUUAAGAAUCCAAAUAACUGGCUCUGGUUCAGCCCCACUAGUCUUCUAGAAAUAUGCAACUUUCUUUCUAGGCUGCAAAACCUUUGAAGACUUGUGUCCCAAUUCAGGGGGUUUGGAGGACGUGGUCUACGAACACCUGGUCUUAGUUGCCGUCGCACACUGCAAAGGACGGACUGAAAUGAGACGGUCUGGCCUACGGAGGAUUUGUCAGUUACCUCUUACUAGUAGUGCAGCUUUAAAAUACAAUUAUGACCAUUUAUCUCUGUAAACAAAGACUCAAUGUAGACUCGAGUAGUGACGUUCGUAUGUAAUCCCUGUGACUAACAAUCAUAUAAUGUAUGAGGUUCUGUUGUGAUUGACAGAACCUUCACUGUGUUAAUUGAUACUGAGCCAUAUGGCAGCACAGUUCAAAUGUUCAUGCUCCACCUCUUCUUACAAAAAGUUCAGCAGUUUCAAGCCAACGUUGUUUUUCAGAUUCAGAGAUUCUGGCAGAAUCUCCACUGAGUGCUGAGCAACAGUUUGUCACAUUUGUGAAAUAUUCUUAUUCACGUUGUUGCUGGGAGUUAGAUCAACACCGCUCUUGUGUCUGAGCACUAAAUAUGAUGCUAGAGCUAGCAGGCGACUGGCUGAGCUUAGACAGCCUAGUUUGCGUACAUAGCUCCUUGUAAAACUACAAGUUUUGUAGUGUACGUGUGUUGAUCCAUGAGUGAUAGUAGGCAGAUUUUUCUAGCUUUUGAGUGAGCCAGGCUAACUGUUUCCUCCUGCUUCCACUUUUUAUGCUAAGCUAAACUAAGAUAAUCCACUUCCAGCUCUAGUUUAAGAUUUAAAGGUUCCCUGUGGAGUCUUUAGACCUCUAGUAGUUUUUCUGUGAGUGGGUCUUGACUUUACUAGAUGCACUAAAGAGACUAAGGAUACACACAGUGCAUUUUCAUGAGUGACACUGAAUGUACAUACAGCUUUUAUUUGUUUACAAGGAAACUCCACAGGACACUUUAAUACGUAAACAUCAGUCUGCACAGCUGACUCUCUGCAAGAAUGUGAAUGUGUGUAUUUCUGAAAAUGUCCAACUGUAAAUUCAAAGAGAGGAGAAAAAAAAGUUAUGUGAACAAAUCUUUAUUCCAGUAAGUGCAACACAAUUUGAUUGGGUUGAUUUCAGAAUUCUUUCCUGCACUUUUAGGAUCCUCAUGUUCAAAUUCAUUCAGGAAAAAACACAUCUACUUCAUGAUAAACAUUAUUCAUUUCCUGGGGUAUAAAAACAUGUAUUAUUAGUAUUGUAUCAUUAUGUGAAAACAGAGAGCGCAGAACAUUUCAACACCUUCCUUAAUCUUUGACCUGCAAACCAGUGAAAUCCAGUCAAGUUAAAUGUCUGUUGGAGCAGCACUAAUUGUAUAAAAGCGUUUCUAUAGAUUAUGAUGCAUAUUCAUAUGAAGAGUGAAGAGUGAAAGAAACAGAGGAAGAAGCCAUGUUGUUCCUGUAUUCUUCAUUUAUUGUCAGAACAUAUCAUCAAACCUACAGAGAUUAAAGUUUCUUCUGUUGCUAAUCAAAAUAUAUUUGUUGGUUUAUGAUUAAAGAUGAGGCCUGGAGUCUUUGUGUAAAAUGUAUUUGAUCUGUUCUUGUGUUGGUGAAGCGAGUGAGUUAUAAAGGAAGAAGUUAUCCUUUUUAAACAGCUGUGAUAUUUUCAUAUUUUGAGUAACAUGUCAUGAUGUGUGUUCACACUGUUUAUUUUCAGUUUGUUUGACGGAACAUGAAACAAGAGCAACAUUUUUUCUCCAUAGCAAUAACAUUAUAAAACAACAGGUGUGCAGACUUAACUAUUUAUCCAUCUAUGCUGCAAAAACUGUAAAGGAGAACAAACUGAAUAAAAUCCUACAUCCUUC